This is a messenger RNA of Ictalurus furcatus (blue catfish), 3009 nucleotides long. RefSeq names its product gastric inhibitory polypeptide receptor (gene gipr). Gene Ontology annotation, molecular function: peptide hormone binding; gastric inhibitory peptide receptor activity; G protein-coupled peptide receptor activity. The transcript has 13 exons. The record is from RefSeq and is a predicted model, not a curated record. NCBI's taxonomy places the organism in Eukaryota, Metazoa, Chordata, Actinopteri, Siluriformes, Ictaluridae. Gene Ontology annotation, cellular component: plasma membrane. Gene Ontology annotation, biological process: adenylate cyclase-modulating G protein-coupled receptor signaling pathway; cell surface receptor signaling pathway. The coding region runs from base 1007 to 2563 and encodes 518 amino acids.
CGUCUCCAACUGAACUAAAUGGUUUUUAUUUAUAUAAAAAAGCAAAACGACAGCGGAGGUGGUGCCGCGGGAGGGCAAGGGUAAACGGGUAUGACCGAACAGAACACCGGUAACACUGACUAUCACUCUUUGUAAACAUAUGAUGCCUUUUUUGCAACUAUCUGUCUCAUAUUAGCUCACAUUUUUUCACUGAAGUCAGCUCAAGGGUUAAUUUACUGCCAGAAUCCAUGAGCACGUUCCCCUGGCAAGCUUUGUCAUAACCCUCAGCAUCUCCUCCCAGGAGUGUUAUAGGUCCCCUGUGCAGGCCAGAGUGGUAAGGAACAAGGAUGAUUCCUAUUUUCCUCUCUUCUAAAAAAUACCUAACUGUACAAGUCCUCAAUCAGGGUCUCUGAUGCAGAGAUACAACUCCUGCUUCACUACUGCGCAGUGUUGCACAGUGGGAUAAAAAAUGUAUACACUGACUCACUUCCAGUAACCUAGCUUUAUCCUGGCCAGGGUCGCAGUAAACUGUAAACAAAGAAUCAUUUAAUGUAGUCCCACAACACUUAGAUACAAGGAAUGGAAAACUUUGUGUUGUGUAGUUGAGAAACAGAGGGAGUGGUGGUAUAUGGUAUACAGUGCACCUCUUGCCCACUGCCUGGUACUCUUUGGUUUGUCAGUGUUUAGUUUGUAUCAUGUGUCAAAAUCUUUGGACUGCCAGUUGUUUUGUCUUAUCAAAAGUGAGCGGUUGUUGAAAAUAACUUUCUCGUUCUAGCAUUUUUGCACAGAUGUCCUAUAUUUGAUGUGCUGCCAGUUGCAACUCCUGAUUGUAGCUUUAUUUUGCAUGUCAGUACAAAUUUGCCUGCUUAAAUCUUGCUACUGGUUUUCAUUAUCAUAUGCAUCAAGCUUAUGGCUAUUUCAUUUGCUGUUCUUUUGUGCUCCUGUAGGUGAAAAGAGCCUGUAGCUAUGAAAAGAUGGGCCACUUAGUCCUGACAUGUCUUGACCCCACCUUGGUGCUCUGUUAGUGAUGAAGAGCUCUUCUACAAUCCUACUCCUCACUCUAUCUGUCCUGUGCAGAAUUGAGUGUGUGUUUGGGAGGACAAUCGAGCACACGCUGCAAGAAUGGGAACGGUAUCGGAAUGAGUGCAUAUCGAACAUCAGCUCAGAACCAACCCCCUCAGGUUUAGUGUGCACACGCAUGUUUGAUCAGUAUGCUUGCUGGACAGAUGGGCUGCCCAACACCACAGUCAAAGUGCCCUGUCCCUGGUAUUUGCCCUGGUAUGAUCAAGUGCGCAGUGGGUUUGUCCUAAGGGAAUGUGGUUCAGAUGGCCAGUGGCACACCAACAACACAAGCCAGACUUGGAGAAACCACUCACAAUGCCACCAGGAUAGCAACAACCACAAAGAACAGGAGAAACAGAUACAGGUUCUAGCCCACUUCAGAGUGAUGUACACAAUUGGCUACUCUUUGUCUUUGGCCAGCCUCACUCUGGCCCUCAUCAUAUUACUUUUAUUUAGGAAACUGCAUUGUACCCGCAACUACAUCCACGCCAACCUGUUUGCUUCUUUCAUCCUGCGUGCCGUGUCCAUCCUGAUACGUGAUGAUCUUCUCAAAAAACACACUCUCGACUUCCAAGACAGCAGUGACUUGUCCACUGCUCUCAGUGACCAGGCGUUGUAUGGCUGCCGCAUAGCCCAAGUGGUAAUGCAGUACUGUGUGGGGGCCAACUACUUCUGGCUGCUAGUGGAGGGCCUGUACCUCCAUAACCUUCUGGUACUCCUUGUGUUCUCUGAGAACAGCUACUUUUGUGGUUACCUCGCCCUCGGCUGGGUUGCUCCUGCACUUUAUGUGGUUCCAUGGAUGGUAAUGCGCCACCUGUAUGAGAACACAGGGUGCUGGGAGAUCAAUGAAAACAUCUUACAUUGGUGGAUUAUUCAAGCUCCUAUUCUCCUGGCCAUUUUAGUAAACUUUUCCGUUUUCAUAAGGAUUAUACAGAUGCUUGUCUCCAAAUUUAAAGCACACCAGAUGAGAUAUACAGACUAUAAAUUCAGAUUGGCCAAGUCUACCCUGACCCUCAUACCCCUACUGGGAAUUCAUAAGGUGGUGUUUUCUGUGGUGACACUGGAACAGCCUGGUCUACUACGUAGCAUCUGGCUCUUCAUGGAGCUCUUCCUCAGCUCAUUUCAGGGUUUUCUUGUGGCCGUUUUAUACUGUUUUGUGAAUAAAGAGGUGCAGUCAGAAAUUAAGAAAAAGUGGCAUUGUUUGAAGCUGGGAAUUAGCACCCUGGAUGAACAACGCACCACAAGCAGCCACAUGCUACAAGGGGCUACUGGACUUCAAGAACAUGAAGACCAGCCAUGCCAGGUGGACUAUCCUGAGGAGAGUGGCAUCCACCUGAGCAUGGACCCUCUUCCGGCCUCCACACAAAUUCCCCUCCAUCGGCAUCAUCACCCAGGAGCAAAGAAGGGCAAGGCAUAUUGUUACAUUUCAGCCCACAAGCAAAUGCUGAAUGGAUUAGACACACCUGCACUGGGCCAUCCUGAACUUGAUGGAGUCAAUAGAUAUUCCGAUAGCUACUGCUAAGGGCUUAGGACCAUGUGGAAAUAGAUAUCUAAAUGAUGUCUAUAAAGAUUUUCAGAGGUGUACAAAAUUGAAGCUGGAUGUAACUUAAAUUUGAAAUCAUUGGCAUUUACUGAAUGAACCUCUAUGGUGCGCUAUUAUUAGAUGAACUUUUACCAGAAAUUCAGUAACCUGGAGGAGCAGGGUGAAAUUUUUCUAGUUUUAAAAGACUCAGAAAUAGGUGGGAGGCUCUAAAAUAUAACAAAUCGAUUGAUGUGACUGUUCGUCCUGUUGUGUUGUGUUAUUUUCUACCUCUUUACGUUGUUGGACAACAGUGAUAUUACCUGUUCUGUGAUAUUGUGGAUCAUCUCUCAUACAUAUAUAAUGAUGUCUAAUAAAAGGCAAUUUUCAUAGAAAUUAUUUGUUAAAAAAUCAAAACACUUCCAAGAUCUUAAUAUGUAAAGUGUACA